Messenger RNA from Camellia sinensis, 3658 nucleotides. RefSeq names its product putative LRR receptor-like serine/threonine-protein kinase At1g12460. NCBI's taxonomy places the organism in Eukaryota, Viridiplantae, Streptophyta, Magnoliopsida, Ericales, Theaceae. Gene Ontology annotation, biological process: protein phosphorylation. The record is from RefSeq and is a predicted model, not a curated record. Gene Ontology annotation, molecular function: ATP binding; protein binding; protein kinase activity.
GAGAGCGCGCGCGCACAUGGUGGCAACCGUCGACAUUUAGAGAGACUGAAAAGGCAGUUAUUAAAUUGCCCCUCAACAACUCAUCUCCUCCAGGCCUUUUCCUUUCUCUCUCUAAAACCCACUUUCUCUCUCUACAUUUUGGACUUUCUUCUUCUUCUUCUUCUUCUUCCACUCUGAAUCAUACAUUUUAGGGUUUUAUAUCUCUACAGUUACAUACCCUUUUCCACCAAUGCAUUUGAAUCUCUACAACUCUCAAAUGUCACUCCACAUUAUCGAAUUCGAACCCCAUUCAAUCCCAAUUACAAACAACUUUCUCAAUCCGAUUCGGCAAUGAUAAUGCUGGGUUUCGAGAAUGAAAAGCUCUGCACAUUCUCUCCCUUUUGUUCUCUUCUCGCUCUUCAUGUUCCUUUUUCUCGAUUUUCCGGCCGUUUCUCAGGUCACCGAGAAGGAAAUCUUGCUCCAAUUCAAAUCCAACAUUUCGAUUGAUCCAUCCAACAUUUUGAGCUCCUGGGAUUCAAGCAAAAAUCAAUGUAGAGACUUCAAUGGUGUUUUGUGUAAUUCACAAGGAAAUGUAGUGAAGAUUGUGCUAUGGAACACUAGCCUCGCCGGAGUUUUAUCGCCGGUGUUAUCUGGGCUCAAAUCUCUCCGGAAUCUUAAUCUGUUUGGAAACCGAUUCACCGGCAACAUUCCAUCGGAGUAUAGACAGAUUGAAACUCUCUGGAAGAUCAAUUUGAGUUCCAAUGCUCUAUCUGGUUCAAUCCCGGGUUUUCUCGGCGAUUUAUCCAACAUUCGGCUUCUAGAUUUGUCGAAAAAUAGGUAUGGUGGAGAGAUUCCAUCUUCUCUGUUCAAGAAUUGUAGCAAAACCAAGUUUGUUUCGCUUUCUCAUAACAAUCUCUCGGGUUCGAUUCCAUUGUCACUAACCAAUUGCCUCAAUCUUCUCGGGAUCGAUUUUUCUUUCAACAAUCUCAGUGGUGGAUUUCCUUCACAACUCUGUGAAAUUCCAAGCUUAGCAUACUUGUCAUUGAGGAGCAAUGUCCUAACAGGAAGUGUUCAAAACCCGAUUUCUUCGUGCCGGAGUUUAGAGCUCUUGGAUCUUGGCACCAAUUUGUUCACUGGGUUAGCUCCAUUUAGUGUUCUUGGAUUCACAAAUCUCACCUUUUUUAACAUUUCAAGUAACGGGUUUGAAGGAGAGAUUGUAGAGACUGAGAUUUGCAGUAAGAAAUUGCAAGUUUUUGAUGUUUCGAUGAAUAGAUUGAACGGGGAGAUCCCAUUGAGCAUAUCAAAUUGCAAUGCCAUUAAAUUCUUGGAUUUGGGGUUUAACAGUCUGAAUGGGAGUAUUCCAAUUGAGGUUGUGGGUUUGAAGAGGCUUUUGGUUUUUCGAUUGGGGAAUAAUUCGGUUGAUGGAACUGUUCCAGCAGGGUUUGGGAGCAUUGAAUUGCUUGAGGUUCUGGAUUUGCAUAAUCUCAAACUGGUUGGCAACAUUCCUGAAGAAAUCAGCAAUUGCAAGUUUCUUCUUCAGUUGGAUCUUUCUGGUAAUGAAUUACAAGGAGAAAUACCACAAACACUUUACAACAUGACAUAUCUUGAAAUUCUUGAUUUACAUCGAAAUCAACUCAAUGGAAGCAUCCCCUCAAGUCUUGGGAAUUUGUCUCGAAUCCAAUUUCUUGAUCUAUCAGAAAAUUCCUUAUCUGGGUCAAUCCCAAAUUCACUCGAAAAUUUGACAAAUUUGACUCAUUUUAAUCUCUCCUACAACAACCUGUCUGGCCCUAUUCCUUCCUCCAUCCAGCAUUUUGGUUUCUUCGCAUUUUUUCAUAAUCCGGGCCUCUGUGGUGCCCCUUUGGACACACCGUGCUCCGGCAAUGGCACAAUUCCAGUGUUAAGAAAACCUAAGUUUAGUGUUUCGGCUAUUGUUGCAAUCGUUGCUGCUUCAUUGAUCCUCAUUGGUGUUUGUGUGAUAACCAUUGUGAAUAUAAAGGUUCGCCGGAGGAGAAGAGACAUGGAUGAGACAAUGGUUGUCGAGAGCACUCCACUGGGCUCAACAGAUUCAAAUGUCAUCAUUGGAAAGUUGGUUCUCUUCAGCAAAACUCUGCCCACGAAGUAUGAAGAUUGGGAGGCUGGCACGAAAGCUUUGCUUGACAAGGAGUGUUUGAUUGGUGGUGGGUCGAUUGGAACAGUCUACAGAGCUAAUUUCGAAGGUGGGGUUUCGAUUGCAGUGAAAAAGCUCGAGACUCUAGGAAGAAUGAGAAACCAAGAUGAAUUUGAGCAUGAAAUCGGGCGGUUAGGAAACCUUCGACACCCUAAUCUUGUUGGUUUUGAAGGCUACUACUGGUCCUCUAGUAUGCAGCUAAUUCUAUCCGAAUUUGUUCCAAAUGGAAAUCUCUACAAUAAUCUACACCGCCUUGACUAUCCUGGCACGAGCACUGCAGUUGGCAAUAGUGAGUUAAACUGGUCUAGAAGGUUCCGGAUUGCUCUAGGCACAGCUCGAGCCCUAGCAUACCUUCACCAUGAUUGUAAUCCUCCGGUGCUUCAUCUCAACAUUAAGUCGACAAACAUACUCUUGGAUGAAAAUUAUGACCCUAAAUUGUCUGAUUAUGGGUUGGGGAAGUUACUUCCCCUAUUGGAUAACUAUGGCUUGACCAACUUUCACAAUGCAGUUGGAUACGUUGCACCGGAGUUGGCUCAAAGUUUGAGACAGAGCGACAAGUGUGAUGUUUAUAGUUUCGGGGUCAUUUUGUUGGAGCUGGUUACUGGAAGGAAACCAGUAGAGAGUCCGGUGGCAAACGAGGUGGUGGUUUUGUGUGAAUAUGUUAGGGGGCUGAUAGAAAGCGGCACCGCGUCGGAUUGCUUCGACAGAAGCUUGAGGGGUUUUGUAGAAAAUGAACUGAUUCAGGUCAUGAAGUUGGGAUUGAUCUGUACUUCUGAGAUGCCUUCAAGGAGACCUAGCAUGGCUGAGGUAGUUCAGAUUCUCGAGUCCAUCAGAUCUGGAUUGGAUUGAUAGUGAUUUUUUGUAGUCUGGCUCUGGUAAUGGGAUUUGGAGUUAGCAGUGGAUAGAAAAGGAAUAGGGCUGCAAACAAGACGAGUCGAAUUGAGUGGUAAAUUUUUAAUGAUUGACUUAUUUACAUAACGAGUCAGUUUGAAUGAGAUUUUAAUGAAUUAAGUACGAGUGAAGCCCUACUAGUUCGGUUCAUUCUGCAGCCCUGAAUAGGAGACAAAAAUAUUCACUUGAAAGAGCAAGAGAACAGCAGAAAUAUUCUUUUGUAUUCAUUUUUUAGAUUAUUUUCACCAAUUCUUCAUUGUAAUUUCUGCAAUAAAAUUCAUUACGUUCUGUAUCCCAUUUAGAAGCAGAAUUUUUUUAAUUUAUCAAUAAUUAGGAAUCAAAUAUUUUUCCAGAAUAAAUCACCUUUCUUUCAUGAAAUAAUGCUCUGCAGUAGUGUCAAUUAAUUUGCAAAGUAAGCAACAACAGGACUAGGACUAAGGCUAUAAACAAGGCUGAGCCGAACUGAGUUUUGGGAUGGAUGUUAGGAGCUCGGCCCAUUCAAACUUAGUCAAGCUCAAGCUCAAACUUUUUCAUUUAGCAAACAAGCCGAGCUCAAAUUAAAAUUGAAUGAGCUGAGCUAGUGUGGUUCAUGAAUAGCUCAAUUCACUUGCAGUCCUAAAC